UUUAACGUCAUAUUAAUUUUCUAAAUAUGAUUAAAAUAAUUUUUAUUUUUAUUCCAUUUCACUUUGUUUUACUUCAUGAAUCAACUUUUGCAAUUCAAGUCCUGCCGAUUUGAAUAAUAUUAAAAAGACACAAUGCAUUUUAUAGUAACUUUUGGAUUUCAAGUUUCUAAGAAAUUUAACAUAAAGAACGAUCAGUUUCUAAAUAAAGAAAGGAUUAAAGCGAAAAAAAUAAAUCGAAGAGAUAAACAGAAAAAAGUUAAUAAUUCGUCUGAAACUGCACACUCCCCAAAUAUUAUAAACAUAGGCGAUGUGUUAACAGAAAUACACGUUGAAUAUGAAUUUCUUUCUGGUUAUAAAUUUAAACUUGAUUGUCGGUGUUGGGAAACAGCGGUAAAGAUUUAUACUGAAAAUGGUGACUGGUGCUUAAGACCUAUAUUGUGUCCACUUAAUGAAGAUUUGAUUUGGAUCGUGUUUUCCGUACAUCAUUUAGUUCAAUUAAAUGAAGUACAAUUACAACAUUUCUUUAAUUACAUAAUCACAUAUCGCAUAUUUCAUGGGAAAAAACAAUUUUCGGAAAGAGCCAAAAAGGACAAAGUAAAAGAAUUUUACAUAAAUGAUAGUUCUAUGAGCACAGGACCGUAUGAUUUUCUUGAAAUAUAUUCCUUUGACUUGCACAAUUCUAAUUUUAUUAGAAAAUCAUCUCUUCCAGCAUCAAUCACAGUAACAAAUAAAGUUCAUGGUGAUUUCAGUAUCAUAACAUACCUUGAUAUGAUACCAGAUAAAGUACACGAAUAUAAGUUUCGAAAAAUGUUAAGGAAGGAUCGUUUCCCGCUUGAAUCUUUGGAAGUUGAAUUAUUAAAUGUGGAUCAAAGAUCGGAUAUGAAAUCUGUGCCGAAGAAACGAUUAAAAGCAAAUAAAUUAAAUAAACGUAAUUACGAAAGAGAGGUUGCGCAUGAGAUACAUUUACCCGCGGAGACUUUGUUUUCUGGUAUGGGUACCACUACUAGCUUCAAAAGAACUCCACAAUCACCAAAUGUUUCAUCCGUUUUCAUUUCCACCGAGUGUCGAAAUAUAUUUUCAGACAAGCAACUGCUAAAGGAUUUAAAUCCAAUAGCGAUCAAGUUAGAGCAAUUAUCAAAUUUUCCAGCCGAGCUGAUUAUUGAAAAUGGUUUCAAAUAUUUGUACGUAAAAAUACCUUUUCUGAAUCACACGAUCAUCACACCAUACUAUACUCCAAAUAAAACAAUGUAUUUCGAAUUUAUUAAAUGCUUCCUUUGCAAGGAGAUCAGCCCAGAAGGACUAAUUAAUUUUCUUACUACAAAAUUUCUCAUUGUCGAGAUCAUUGGCAUACGUAUUGUAAAUGUUCCCCAGUCUAGUAUUCCUAUUUCUAAAAAGUCGAAUAAAGACGCAUCAACGAUAAAGAAAUCAAAAAUUACGGAAGUAACAACGAAAGAGGAAGUCUUGCUAGGAGUCGCGAAAUUCGAUGUAUCUGAUCUUUUAAGAGGAUUUUGGGAAAUAAGACUAAUAAGCAGUUUAUCACAUCCUUGCAAUACCGAUUUCACGCGUGCAAACAUAAAUGGCGAUGAAAUGAUAAAUUCACCGCUCACAAAUGAUAUCCUGACAUCAUUGGGUACGUCAGUGAAAAUUCAAGUACGAUUAUCUUAUGACUUGAGAAAAAUUCAGCAAAGGAUUCUGCGUAGUAAGGAUAUACUGAAUCGCAUUUUUUUUAUAUUGAGCGAUACAAAAUUGGUGAAUGAUAUUCUGAAAAAUGUGUCCUCUCACAAUUCCGGUUUAUUGAAAACUUAUCGGUACUCGAAUCAGAAUGCCGAGAAUUCAAAGGUACGAGAUGUUCCUAAGGAUAUUUUAACGGGUUUCGUUAUUAAUUGUUCGAAGACGUUUUAUAUUUUUCUUGAAGGCGGCUUUAUGAGGAUUUUGUAUCCUUUGGUGGAGUUAUUCAUAUUGAAUUAAGCGAUCCUUUGGAAACGGAACUCCGCAAAUGCAGUUUAUAUAUUGGUGAAACUAAAAAGACAAUUCAAGCCAAUCUAAUGACAAAAAUGGGACUGAUGAAAUUAACUUUAACGAUGAAAACAUUGUGUCAAGCUUGUUUAU
Osmia lignaria (orchard mason bee) is the source of this 2109-nucleotide messenger RNA. RefSeq lists its product as uncharacterized. The record is from RefSeq and is a predicted model, not a curated record. Lineage: Eukaryota; Metazoa; Arthropoda; Insecta; Hymenoptera; Megachilidae.